Lynx canadensis (Canada lynx) is the source of this 3268-nucleotide messenger RNA. RefSeq names its product vesicle trafficking 1 (gene VTA1). The transcript is spliced from 8 exons. The record is from RefSeq and is a predicted model, not a curated record. Gene Ontology annotation, biological process: late endosome to vacuole transport via multivesicular body sorting pathway. NCBI's taxonomy places the organism in Eukaryota, Metazoa, Chordata, Mammalia, Carnivora, Felidae. The coding region runs from base 34 to 954 and encodes 306 amino acids. Gene Ontology annotation, cellular component: multivesicular body.
CGCGAGUAGGAAGUGGUGAUUCCUGGAAUAGAGAUGGCCGCGCUUGCUCAGCUGCCCCCACUCCCCCCCCAGUUUAAGAGCAUACAGCAUCAUCUGAGGACGGCUCAGGAGCAUGACAAGCGGGACCCUGUGGUCGCUUAUUACUGUCGUUUAUAUGCAAUGCAAACUGGAAUGAAGAUUGAUAGUAAAACUCCAGAAUGUCGUAAAUUUUUAUCAAAGCUAAUGGAUCAGUUAGAAGCUCUUAAGAAACAGUUGGGUGAUAAUGAAGCUAUUACUCAAGAAAUAGUUGGUUCUGCCCACUUGGAGAAUUAUGCUUUGAAAAUGUUUUUGUAUGCAGAUAAUGAAGAUCGUGCUGGACGAUUUCACAAAAACAUGAUCAAGUCUUUCUAUACUGCAAGUCUUUUAAUAGAUGUCAUAACAGUGUUUGGAGAACUCACUGAUGAAAAUGUGAAACACAGAAAGUAUGCAAGGUGGAAGGCAACAUAUAUCCAUAACUGUUUAAAGAAUGGAGAGACUCCUCAAGCAGGGCCUGUUGGAAUUGAAGAAGAUAAUGAUGUUGAAGAAAAUGAAGAUGCUGGGGCCACACCCCUGCCUACUCAGCCACCCCGGCCUUCAUCUUCAGCUUACGACCCAGGCAGCGUGCCGUCCAGCAGCUUCACGGGAAUCCAGAUCCCCCCCGGUGCGCACGCUCCAGCCAACACGCCAGCGGAAGUGCCUUCCAGCGCAGGUGUAACAAGUAAUACUAUCCAGCCUACUCCCCAGACUGUUCCGGCUAUUGAUCCUGCACUUUUCAGUACAGUGUCCCAGGCGGAUAUCCGUCUAACACCAGAGGACUUUGCCAGAGCUCAGAAAUACUGCAAGUAUGCUGGCAGUGCUCUGCAGUAUGAGGAUGUCAGCACAGCGGUGCAGAAUCUACAGAAGGCCCUCAAGUUGCUAACUACGGGCAGAGAAUGAAGCCUUUGUACCACACGUCCGUACAUUUUUGGCUUAAAGAACUAACAGUCCAUUACUCUCUCUUCAGCCUAUCAGGAGCACAGUUUUAAGGAAGACUUCAGUUGCAUUGACUAUAACAAUGAAAUCUGUGUCUGUGUAUCAGAUUCCUGUUGAAGCAUUCAGCAGCAGCCUCAACCAGUUUUCAUUGUCCAUUUAGUGGAUCCAGUAAUCUCCGGGUAUAUCGGGCUGAUGUUAGCAAGAUCCAGAAAUGCCCAUUGAACCCUGCUUCAGAGAAUGAAAUCACACUUCUAUAAAAUGUAUUGGGAUUCGCAGUGUAUCUUAAUAUACAUAAAUUAAAGACUUUUAAAAAUCUUCUAAUUUGGACACACAGGCUAUAUUACUUUGCUAUAAAAUUCUAAAUUUAACUUUUAAUAGAAAUUGCCAGAAUAUUCUAGAUUAGAGAUCAUGUUUCCACCCCCCCCCCCCGGAUUUAUAAAACAAAUAUGAACAUCCUAAACUGUUAGAUGAAUUUGAAAGGGAUUAUGUUCAAAAUUAAAAUAUGUUCAUGUUUAAUAGAACUACAUUAAAAGUGAAAAUUGUUACAGAAGAAACCAAGGUAAAGAGGUAGAAUCACUUUUAGACUUAAGAAUAAUGUUGGUUUCCCAACAGCUUUCCCUUCUCCAUUGAAGCUUAAAGUGAAUUGGUAUUUAUUCAUAGGCAGUUUGACUGCAUGUAUUAGGGAAUGAAAAGAAGACAUUUGUAGUAAUGCCUGGAAACUUGGUGCUUUAAGUUAAGGUUCUCCUCUGCUGCUAUGGAAUGGAUUCCAUAAAGUGGAUAGCUCUGAGCACUGCAGAAGACUACAAGAAUUUAGACUCUCAGUUGUUCAGUUUAUAAGUUUUGUGGGAAGUGACGGACUUACUGUGUGUCACCUACAUUUGUGCUGUGUAAAAAAUAAAUACAAGGAUUCUUUUAACUCGUUCAGUUUAUUACAAAGCCAAAUGUCUGUUUUAAUUUGCAUGCUAGAGUUGUCAUUUUUUUUUUAAGUUAUUAUGUUUAGUUACAGGAAUAUGGAUGUUUCUAAAGUAAAAGGUGAACAAUUUUUAAAAAGAGGGAGGUAAAUUUGCUAAAUUUACCUGAAAUUUAUCUGGUCCAUUUCAUUCAUCCCACUGAGAUUGGAGUCAUUUAACGUAGGGGUCCACAAACUAUGUAUGGUCAAUGGGCAGACCACCAGUUAUGUAAAUAAAGUUUUAUUGAACUAAAACCUUGCCCAUUAUUUAUGUUUAAUCUGUGGUUGCUUUUCCUGACUACAGAAUCACAUGGCCCUGCGAGUCUAAAAUAUUUACUCUUUGGCUCUUUAAGAAAACAUUUGCUGAACCUGUUUUAACAGUCUAUUCCAAAGAAAAUGAAUCAUUAUCUCAUAACCAUUCGUCUUUCAGUUUUUCUUUGCGUAAGUAUAAUGCUAUUGCAUAGCAUUUGAUAGAAUGAAUAUUCAGACAGGAUAAACUAUUGUAAAUCAUUACAAAAACAAGCCCACAAACCAUGGCUCCUGAAAAACAUUUUCAUACCUUUCACAACUAAAUUCCUAUAACAUUUGUGGAAUUUGAUAUUUGCAUCUAGAACUCCAGUGCUCUGAAACAUUCCUCUAGCACUUUAUUGUAGUACAAGAGUGUCUAGGAUGAUCUUUUAAUGUUAUAAGAAGUAAAUAAAUUCAGUGAAGUUUAAUUCAGAUUUUAACGUGUGUGGAUACCAGAAAGAAAACUGUCACCUCCCAUCUCACACCCUACUUUGUUGCUCCCUAUUGGGAGAGCACAUUGAGGGGAAAAGAUAAUGUGGAAACCCUGGAGUCCGCUGAUAAGUGCGCUGUGUUAUAACAGCCCUUAUCUCUAAAAUGGAAGCCAUAUCACCAGCCUCCUCAGAAUUUGUUAGAGGAGAUACUUUACAUGAAGUGCUCAAGAACCAGUAGCUUACCAUAAAUGUUUAUUGUUAAUGUUCAUGUUAAGAUAAUGUAAAUUAUUAAUAAUUUGUUUUCCAAAUAUCAGGAAAUCCCAGUUGUCUCUGGCAGUGCUUUCUUACCUGAGAGGAUUGAACUGUAGAGAUUUUUGGCUUUGCAUGUCUUUAUUUAAAAUCUGUCAAAAUAAGGUUAAAAUUGUUUGAUGUAGUGCUAGAAUAAGCGAUUUUCAUUUAGUCACUCAAUGUGUAUUUAUUGAGCAGCUAUUGUGUACCUAGUAUUGUCCUUUGCAUGAGAAAACAGCAGAGAACAAGAAAAGAAUUCCGGCCUCUUAGAGUUUAUAUUCUUAGGGAAAGGAAACAAACUUAAUAAAAAGUUUAUAUUCAA